Folsomia candida is the source of this 1266-nucleotide messenger RNA. RefSeq lists its product as uncharacterized. The coding region runs from base 31 to 1116 and encodes 361 amino acids. The transcript is spliced from 4 exons. The record is from RefSeq and is a predicted model, not a curated record. Lineage: Eukaryota; Metazoa; Arthropoda; Collembola; Entomobryomorpha; Isotomidae.
UAGCUUAACUAUUGGACUAUUGGAUUCUCGAUGAUAAAAAUAUUAAGAAUUACACGUGUGCAGAAAUUGUAUUGGGAUAAUAUUAUUAUUAUUUUCAUCGGAAUUGUAAAAAGUAAAGAAAUGGGGAAAUUGAGAUUGCUGAUUGCUUUAUCCUUAGUUUUACUUAUUGCUACGAUUGAUACUACUUUGUCAAAUAAAUCGAGUAAAUCUUCCAAUUCGCCGACACUGCCGCUGUUAUAUCUCGCAAAAAAUGUGACCAAUUGUAAAAUAGAUUCUCCAGAGCUAUUUUUCUGGAGUGUUGCCCAACCUGCAUUAGCUGUCCUGAAUGAGGAGACGCACGGGUUUUUUGGCAUCCUCAUGGACAAACUGGAAGAAGUCUCCAACUCUGACGAUGAUACUUUGGACGAAGAAAAACUCGAAGAGCAAUGGCUCUACAUUAUGGAAACUAUUCAAAACAGCUUAGAAAAUGGAUUUAACCGACUAAAAAUGUCGUGGGCAUUAUUGGUCGCUGUAUCUGACACGGUUCCACUUCCAUGGGAGGUCACCGCCCAAAAACUCGUCGUCAGAGAGCUGAUCAACGAGCUCGAGUUCAACUACGUCAUGAUGGGCGCCGUGGUCAAAGCUGGCGUCAAAGAAAUUGUGGGGACCUUGCAGAAACGAGUUGUUCAGGUAAUUCAACAACUAGAAAAAUACGUCGACCAGUUAACCAAAGAUGGGGAAGAUGUCCACGAAAUGAAACUUUUACAUAAAAUGGAGCAAAGUUUUGAGCUCAUGAAUUCCACCGAUUUCAUCGCCAAAUUAAUGCGUCGUAUCGUCAACCGAGCAAUUACAGCUUCCAUUCCGGCAUCAUCACAAGCAAAUAAACCACCCGUGAUGAAGGUCUUCUUUUCGCCCAUGAUGGAACAGACGGCCAUCGUAUUUGAAGCUUAUCGACAAAGGGGUCACAUUUACGCCAAGACGUUUUGGAACGAAAUUUCCGUCAUUAUGAGAAAGGACAUGGAAUCAUCCAGUCCGAGAGAUUUGUCAUCAUUUUUACACCAUUUAAACUCAAAUAAUGAUCUUUUCGUGGAAAAUGUAUUUGCAAUUUUGGUAUCUGCGAUUCCGAUUGCGAAAUAAAAUAAUUUUGAGCAAAAUGUUAAAAAUAACUAGAUGUAAAGGCAGGAUGCAUAAAACAAAAAAAUCUGUCAAGUCAAUUUACAAGUUUUUAAUAAACUUUAAGAUUUGACGAUAGAUACAUUAAAAUCACAAUAAAUCCAUUACUGCCAA